Molecule: messenger RNA, 976 nt
Organism: Juglans microcarpa x Juglans regia
Lineage: Eukaryota; Viridiplantae; Streptophyta; Magnoliopsida; Fagales; Juglandaceae
Exons: 3
Source: RefSeq, a predicted model, not a curated record
AACCUCCCUUAUUCUUGCUGCUCCAAGGAAAAGUCUCUCUCCCCAAAGUUCGUACUUCAUUUAUAUUGCUCUUCGAGUUCAAACGUCGACUUGGGUAGCGAUGAUUCUGAUGUUGGCGACUAUUCUUCUUCGCUAGAGGAGAAGGAGGCGGGGGAAGGGGAGGAGGAGGAGGAGGAGGAGAAAUCGGAACCUAGGGAUGGUUUGUGCAUUGAGAUAGAGAAGCUCGGCAAGAAUACUCGCAGAAUUCGAUCCAGAAUUGCCAUUGACGCACCCCUUCACACCAUUUGGAAUAUUCUCACUGAUUACGAGAGAUUGUCUGAUUUCAUUCCCGGUCUCGCCCUCAGCCAGUUGCUCCAAAAGACUCACAAUUACGCUCGACUUUUUCAGAUUGGACAGCAAAACCUGGCAUUUGGGCUGAAGUUUAAUGCGAAAGGAAUUGUAGAUUGUUAUGAGAAAGAACUUGAGAGCCUUCCUUCUGGUCAAAAGCGUGAUAUUGAGUUUAAAAUGGUCGAAGGAGACUUCCAACUCUUUGAAGGAAAAUGGUCUAUUGAACAGUCCAAUAGUGGAAGAGAUGAAGAUAGUGAUUCCUUGGUACUCCAACAAUUCUAUACAACUCUUUCAUACUUAGUUGAUGUAAAGCCAAAGCUAUGGUUGCCUGUUCGGCUCGUUGAAGGUAGACUCUGCAAGGAGAUUAAACUGAACCUUAUGAGCAUCCGUGAAGAAGCACAGAAGGCAGUUCGCAACACUCUGCAUGUUCGUUAACAUUAGCAAUUUGUUUGGAUUUGUUUCCUGUAAGUAUGUCCUCUUCAAGUACGUUAUAUGUUAAUUGCUAGCAUGGUUAGAAUAUUACUCAAAAAAAAAAAAAAAAACCAGAGUUAGAAUAUUACAAUGUACAAUAAGUUUACGAGAUGUUUUAUUUUUUUAAGCAUUUUGAUACACAUUUUAUAAGUGUAUCUUGAAUGCAAGUGUUUUGCUC